AAAAGAAUGGCAAGUCCUCUACCUCCCUAUCCUAAAUCACGCACAGGGGAGAAGUUGCAUCAGUGUAUGGAAUGUGGGAAACAAUUUGAUUGGAAAAGUUCUCUUACUAGACAUGAACGGACCCACACAGGGGAGAAGCCCUAUAAAUGCAUGGAAUGUGGAGGAAGCUUCAGUUGGAGUGGCAGUCUACGUUCCCAUCAAAGGACCCACACAGGGGAGAAGCCACAUAAAUGCAUGGAAUGUGGAGAAAGCUUCAGUCACAGUGGCAGUCUACGUUCCCAUCAAAGGACCCACACAGGGGAGAAGCCCUAUAAAUGCAUGGAAUGUGGAAAGAGCUUCAGUCAGAGUGGCCAUCUACGUUCCCAUCAAAGGACCCACACGGGGGAGAAACCACAUAAAUGCUUGGAAUGUGGAGAAAGCUUCAGUCGCAGUGACAGCCUACGUUCCCAUCAAAGGAAGCACACAGGGGAGAAGCCCUAUAAAUGCAUGGAAUGUGGAAAGAGCUUCAGUCAGAGUGGCCAUCUACGUUCCCAUGAAAGGACCCACACAGGGGAGAAGCCAUAUAAAUGCAUGGAAUGUGGAGAAAGCUUCAGUUGGAGUGGCAGCCUACGUUCCCAUCAAAGGAAGCACACAGGGGAGAAGCUCUAUGAAUGCAUGGAAUGUGGGAAGAGCUUCAGUCAGAGUGGCCAUCUACGUUCCCAUCAAAGGACCCACACGGGGGAGAAGCCAUAUAAAUGCAUGGAAUGUGGAGAAAGCUUCAGUCACGGAAGUCUACGUUCCCAUCAAAGGAAGCACACAGGGGAGAAGCCACAUAAAUGCAUGGAAUGUGGAAAAAGUUUCAGUGAGAUUGGCAAUCUGCGUUCCCAUCAAAGGACCCACACAGGGGAGAAGCCACAUAAAUGCAUGGAAUGUGGACAAAGCUUCAGUCGGAGUGGACAUCUACGUUCCCAUGAAAGGACCCACACAGGGGAGAAGCCAUAUAAAUGCAUGGAAUGUGGAGAAAGCUUCAGUUGGAGUGGCAGCCUACGUUCCCAUCAAAGGAAGCACACAGAGGAGAAGCCAUAUAAAUGCAUGGAAUGUGGAGAAAGCUUCAGUUGGAGUGACAGCCUACGUUCCCAUCAAAGGAAGCACACAGGGGAGAAGCCCUAUAAAUGCAUGGAAUGUGGAGAAAGCUUCUGUCAGAGAAGCAGUCUAUGUUCCCAUAAAAUGACCCACACGGGGGAGAAGCCCUAUAAAUGCAUGGAAUGUGGAGAAAGCUUCCGUCGGAGUGACAGUCUACGUUCCCAUCAAAGGAAGCACACAGGAGAGAAGCCAUAUGAAUGCAUGGAAUGUGGAAAGAGCUUCUGUUGGAGUGGCAGUCUACAUUCCCAUCAAAAGACUCACAGGGGAGAUGCCAUAUAAAUGCAUAGAAUUUGGAGAAGGCUUCAGUCAGAGUGACCAUCUGCAUUUCCAUCAAAGGACCCACACAGGGGAGAAGCCAUAUAAAUGUACCGAAUGUGAAAAGAGCUUUAGAAAAAGUUCAGCAUACAGUAGACAUCACAGAACUCA
Anolis carolinensis (green anole) is the source of this 1548-nucleotide messenger RNA. RefSeq names its product zinc finger protein 709-like. NCBI's taxonomy places the organism in Eukaryota, Metazoa, Chordata, Lepidosauria, Squamata, Anolidae. The coding region runs from base 7 to 1401 and encodes 464 amino acids. The record is from RefSeq and is a predicted model, not a curated record. The transcript has a single exon. Gene Ontology annotation, biological process: regulation of gene expression. Gene Ontology annotation, cellular component: nucleus.